CGGCACUAGUGCGACAGGGCCAUCGUCGAAUGAGAAGCUUUACUGGGGGACUGUUUGCUGGUGGAGGGGCGGUACCUUGCUAUACAUGCACUAAUGGGCGCAGAUUGGGAUAAACUCUGACCGCAUUCGUCAUCGUUAAUUUUUAUGUAUGUACAAAGCCUUAUUAGAUCGAGUAGAAAACUGCGUCUAUCAUCGGCCUCCCGCUUGUAGAGGAACCCGAACGAUAUCGUUUCCAUGUAUAUAUCCUAAGUAGCGUCAAUUCCCUCUCAUUGACCGACCGCCUUAAGAAAAGAAAAAAGUGACACACACUUGUUCACCCUAACCCACCUAUUAUUUUAAUCUUCGUCCUUUGUCCCCGGUUUAUAUUAUUGCUACUCCUGCACAAAUCUUUCACGCUUGGACCUUUUUUAACCUAUCCCCGGAAUCUCUGGAAGCUCUCCAUCUCAUCUCAACUCUACUCGUCCUCACCUCACCUCAUCUCAUCUCACCUCAACUCCCGAUCCAUUCCACAACGUACUACUCCCGCACAACUGCGAUUUGAUCGUACCAAUUAGCAAACAACCGCCAUCAUGGGCGCCAAAGCAGGUCUCGCGCUCAAAGUAGUCCAGUGGUUCAUCCGCGGCGUACAAUUCUGCUGCAGCGCUCUCGUCCUCGCACUUUUCUCAUACUUCCUCGCGGUGCUUACUAACCGUAAUCUGCCCAUACCAACAUGGACGCGUGCCGUUGAGGGUAUCUCGGGUAUCGGUGUGCUCUACACCAUUCUCGGGCUUCUGCUCUUAUGUUGUCUGGCCGGUCACCCAUUCACCUCUUUCAUCGCCAUUGUGCUGGAUAUUUGCUUCGUCGGGUCCUACAUCUACGUUGCUAGUGCCACUCGGGGUGGAGCCAGCAGUUGUACCGGCACGGUCGAUACGCCUUUUGGUACCGGUCAAGCUGAGGACUUGAUCAAUGAUCAGCACCCUACUUAUAGACAAGUUUGCCAGAUGGAAACUGCUUGUCUGGCCGUUUCGGUUGUAGCAGUUAUCUUCUUUGUCUUCUCUGCGCUUCUCGAGGUUGUCCUUGUCCGCCACCGACGUAAGGAACAGCGUUUUGGCCCUAGUCCCGCCAACAACUACACGUCAGGUUACGGUGGGCGCAGAGGCAUAUUCGGACUCUUCCGCCGAAAGAAGACCGAAGAUAGCCCAAAUCCUAACAUCUUGCCUGAGCACACCCACCCAGACCAGAUGCGCCAGAGCUACAACACCGAGACUACGGCUGUCGGUCACGAAAACGGGGUGCACAAUAACAAAUAUCAGUACGACGGUCAAGUUGCGUACCCUGAGACCGGCACGGCGACAGCGCAUACUACGCCGGCUGGUUACCGCUACUAAGCGCACACCGCUCUUCUAACUGAGGGGCCUGUUCAUGAACACGAGGGGAAUGGUACCCUUUUAGUGGAAAAAUAUGUAUGAACUGGGAGUGAUACCCUGCGCAGGGUUGACAUAUGGGAUGCUGUCGCUUGCUGCUUUAUACGAAUCCUGAUGAGAUUGCUAGGCAUGGCUGGGAACAUUGUGGCGGAAUCUAAUGAUCACGUCGAGUUAAUCGUUUACUAUCACGUAUGUAACGUAAGGACUCUUAGCCACCGGCAUUUAUCUUGCUUGGCUGGUAUGAAUAUAAUAGAAUGAAGUUAAAUGAGAAG
Messenger RNA from Daldinia vernicosa, 1675 nucleotides. RefSeq lists its product as uncharacterized. The coding region runs from base 570 to 1367 and encodes 265 amino acids. The record is from RefSeq and is a predicted model, not a curated record. NCBI's taxonomy places the organism in Eukaryota, Fungi, Ascomycota, Sordariomycetes, Xylariales, Hypoxylaceae. The transcript has 2 exons.